This is a messenger RNA of Pecten maximus, 4725 nucleotides long. Its product is annotated as ELL-associated factor 1-like. Gene Ontology annotation, molecular function: transcription elongation factor activity. The record is from RefSeq and is a predicted model, not a curated record. The coding region runs from base 66 to 782 and encodes 238 amino acids. Lineage: Eukaryota; Metazoa; Mollusca; Bivalvia; Pectinida; Pectinidae. The transcript has 7 exons. Gene Ontology annotation, biological process: positive regulation of DNA-templated transcription; regulation of transcription elongation by RNA polymerase II. Gene Ontology annotation, cellular component: super elongation complex.
GAAAACUUCCCAUAUGGCUGCAAGAAGAAACAAGAGAUACUAGCUUGUGAUACAGGUUUACCGCCAUGGCGAGCGACAAAACUUUACGGGUUGAUAACAAAGUUCACGAAUUGAAAUUGGGAGCAAGUUUUCACCCUAAGUCUAGAGAAGCAUUUCAUUCGAUACGGUAUGAUUUUAAGCCAGCUUCAGUAGAUACCUCAAAGGAUUCCUUGUUAGAAGUUGGAGAAGGGCACCAAGUCUCUAUAACUGUACCACAUGUAGAGGGUUCAGGGACGACACACACAGUGUACAAUGGUAACAAGCGGGAAUGUCCGAAGGAAUGUGUCCUCAUCAUCGACCACAGUACGGGCACAUUUACCCUGGAGCGACUUACAAAUAAUAUUCAACUCAAGAAAACAAGGAUUGAAGGAAGUAGUAAAGCCUCUCUGGCAGGACGACCUUUGACCCCUGUCGACGUCCAUAACAACAAACAGAAAACGUCACCCAUGAAACCAAAGGUGGCAGCACCUGUUCAGAUCAGCCCUCCAAUGAAUACCGAAUCACCAUCCAUCACACCUACGCAAACAGAGGAGGUCAAAGACAUGCUUAUCGGGGAGAUUAGCGACAGCAGUUAUGACAGUGAUUCCGAAAGCUCCAGUGACGAGUCCAGCAAAGGUAUAGGCAAGAAAGCCGCCCCAGUACCUCCCCCGAAUCUGAUGCCAUCAACUGGUGGCAUGAAGUCCUACGGCUCAUUACUCAAAACAGAUCUCCAGUUAAGUGACUCAAGUAGCGACAGUGAUUGAGAAUAAACAUUUCCCGAGCCAGUCAACAUUGACUCUAUGUGUGCUACACAACCGCAUUGGAGAAAAUUUAAGUUAUUCAACUUGUGUAUUGUGAUGCCUAAAUGUGUUCUUUGCUUACUCGUACCAUGUUACAAGUCAAUCAGCUGUGAUCUGGUAGGAAAGUAUUGUGUGUACUUGUAGGUUCAUGAGUUCUGUGCAGUAUUACUGUAAUGUUAUACAAACCUAUUGUAUUUGUACUUGAAAGGAUAUGUGCAGGUGAAAAUCGUGAUAAUUUUACCUGUGAAUGUGUGUAAAGGUAGAAAUCAUGAUAAUUUUACCUGUGAAUGUGUGUACAGGUGGAAAUUGUGAUAUUUUUUCUUGUGAAUGUGUGUACAGGUGGAAAUCGUGAUAAUGUUACCUGUGAAUGUGUGUACAAAUGGAAAUUGAUACAUUUACCUGUGAAUGUGUGAACAGGUAAAGAUUGUGUUAUUUUCACCUGUAAUGAUUUGCACAGGUGAAAAAUGUGAUAUUUUUACCAACUUGAAAGGAGUGUACAGGUCUGUACAUGUGAAAACUAGGAUAUAUUUACCUGGGAGUUUUACAGGUGAAGAAAGUGUUUUUUAGCUGAAUUGUGAUUUUUACCUGUGAAAGUGUGAAUAGAUGAAUAUUGUUUACAUGUUUAAUAUGUAAAUUGAAAUCAAUUAUAUCAAUGUUGUGCCUUGAAAUGUGUACAGGAUGAGAAAUGGCUUUAUAUGCAUGUUUUGUAUAAAUGUAUCCAAUUGGUUUGGAUUCGUGAGUCAAGCCUGAGUGUGUUAGGAUUCGUGAGUCAAGUCUGAGUGUGUUAGGACUUCUGAGCCAAAUCUGAAUGUGUUUGGAUUCGUGAGCCAAGUCUGGGUUCUUUGGAUUUGUGAGCCAAGCUUGAGUGUGUUGGGACUUCUGAUUAAGCCUGAGUGUGUUUGAACUUAUGAGCCAAGCCUGAGUGUGGUCGGAUUUGUGAGCCAAGUCUGAGUGUGGUCGGAUUCGUGAGCCAAGUUCGAGUGUGUUUGGAUUUGUGAGCCAAGUCCAAGUGUGUUUGGAUUUGUGAGCCAAACCUUAGUGUGUUUGGAUUCGUGAGCCAAACCUUAGUGUGGUCGGAUUCGUGAGCCAAGUCCGAGUGUGUUUGGAUUUGUGAGCCAAACCUUAGUGUGUUUGGAUUUGUGAGCCAUGUCCGAGUGUAUUUGGAUUUGUGAGCCAAACCUUAGUGUGUUUGGAUUCGUGAGCCAAACCUUAGUGUGGUCGGAUUUGUGAGCCAUGUCCGAGUGUAUUUGGAUUUGUGAGCCAAACCUUAGUGUGUUUGGAUUUGUGAGCCAUGUCCGAGUGUAUUUGGAUUUGUGAGCCAAACCUUAGUGUGUUUGGAUUUGUGAGCCAUGUCCGAGUGUAUUUGGAUUUGUGAGCCAAACCUUAGUGUGUUUGGAUUUGUGAGCCAUGUCCGAGUGUAUUUGGAUUUGUGAGCCAAACCUUAGUGUGUUAAAGCACAUUCAAUCAAGUGUUUUUUUCCUGGUGUCUGUACAAGAUAACUUUGAUAAAGGAAAUUUAUUAAAUACUGUCAACCAUUAUAAUAUAUUUCUUAACAAACUUGUCACAUACAUUUUACACAGUAUCCUGAUUUUGAAGGAAUCUCCCAAAUUUUCACCCUAAAUAUUACCUUUGUUUUUGAAAAUUGAAAAUUUUUUACUUACAAAUCAUUUAAUCCAUUCCAUGUAGCAGAUAUUGCUUAGUAAUGAUUAAAGUAUGACACAAUCAGUAGACAAGUAAAAUCCAGGUGUCUCAUUAGAUUGCCAAUUGAAGUAUCAUUUUGCUUUUACUAAGGCCAAAAAUAAUUACUUUCUCAGGCCCUUCAUCUGCUUUGAAGUAACAAAAACCCCGUCCUCUCGAAACAUUUUCCCCGGUUGAAUAAAAAGAAAAUCUUCCUCAUUAUUGUUUGAGAGAGGAUUUUGUGGAAAAGACAUCAAACCUUUCUCCUGUGAUAUUUUAUUAUAUUUAACCAAAAGAAUUUGAGCAAAUGUUCAUUAAUGUGAAACAAAGAACCAUGAGUUUGUAUGAAAAUAGGUAAUAAUUGGUUAAUUAAAUGCCCUUACCAGUUUUUUCACCAAUUAAAUAUAAAAAAAAAAAAUCCCUACCUCAUAUCUUUUUAAAAAAAUUGGCUUGUGUGCACUAAAUAUAAAGGCAGUGACAAGCUACUGUCCUGUUUAAGGAGUUAGAAUGUUUUAAUGUUUAACAUUAAUUUUUUUCUAUUAUUUCUAGUAGUAAUAUAAUUGCAAAAAAAAAUUAUAAACACUGGUCAUUAUGGCAAGAAUCGUAGUGGAUAACCUCCCUUUACUUAAUCAGAAUGACCACUGAUAAGGGAAGCCACCUUUAGGUCGAUAUUUUGUGGAAAAGAAUACUGAAGUGAAUACAUUGUAUAUUUAUUUGGUAUGAUAAGUGAACGGGUAAACAAGAUAGAAAAGAUCUAAAGAAAUAUUUACUUUGUUAGAAAAGAUCUAAAGAAAAAUUAUCUUGGUUAGAGAUACAGCCUUUUUGUUUGUGUUUGGACACUCUGAAUUGUACUGAACAUUGCAAUGAAUAGGUAUGUACAAAACAGCUAUCCCUUGUAUUUGUAGUGUGAUAAAAUUAGUCUAUAGAAUGUCUACAUUCAUUCAGUACAGAAAAAAUCUUUUUGUAAGACUUUCAGUCUUGAUGCAAAUAACCCUUAAUUUGGCUAAUACUUAUUACACAAAUGUAGAUUUUAAAAUCCUAAAAUGAAGCUCUGAUAUAAGGAACUAUUUCCUCCGGUCACAGGGGAUUUACUGUGUAUAUGUAUGAUAUCCUUCACAGUACAGUACUGGUCGACUAUAAUGGAUGAUAUCGUAGGAAUGUUUCAAGUUUCUGGCUGGUUAGUUUUGUGUGAUAAAGUCAUGCAGAUUGCAUCUACACAGAAUCUCAAUUUGAUCCUAAAAUGAGCAAUUAAGUCAUAAUUCUGUCAUCAGUGUCAUUGCGACAUAUUGAACAUUAGCUGAGUAUAAAUAACAUUGGAGACACUAAUGGAUGUCCGUAUUAUGGAGACAAUUAUCACAAAAUUGUUUUUAUGAAGAUUUGCCCAGAUAUGAAACAGAGUUUAUUAUAACCAUGGUACUUGGUGAAUAGGGAUUUUGAUAGAUUAUGUGACUAACUCCCUGCUCCAGCUCUCGAGAUUCUAUGACUAACUCCCUUCUCUAGCUCUCCAGAUUCUAUGACUAACUCCCUUCUCCAGCUCUCGAGAUUCUAUGACUAACUCCCUUCUCUAGCUCUCCAGAUUCUAUGACUAACUCCCUUCUCUAGCUCUCCAGAUUCUAUGACUAACUCCCUUCUCUAGCUCUCCAGAUUCUAUGACUAACUCCCUUCUCUAGCUCUCCAGAUUCUAUGACUAAUUCCCUGCUCCAGCUUACAAAAUUACAAUGCCAUUUUCGUUUAUCACGGUUCAACAGUUUGGUUAUAAAAUAAUCAAGGACAGAUUUAUGAUUUUAUGGCUCCUUUAGAAGAUCUUUGAUAAACACUUUCAUGAUCUUUAUAACAUCUGCAGGUCCGUCAAGAUUAUUGCCUGAAAUGUCGCUUAAAAUAAUAAUGAUAAUAAAAAAUAAAAUAAUAAUGAUAAAAAAAAUUUACUAAGAAGCAGUUUGCCCGCAUGCACAAAAAUUCCUGUCUUCCUGUUAUAUGAAAUAAUUUGCUGACAAUCUAUUUUUCAUAACUUGUUGAUGCUUUUACAAAGUAUUACUGAAUAACUCUGUUUCAGGAGGUACUUCAUUAUCUAGAUACCUGUUGGCACUUCAUUUAUAGCAUUCUACAUAAAUAUCCGAGAACAUGUAAUACGAACAUAUAUAUACAUGUACUGUACAUGCCCAUGAAAAUGUAAAUACAUUGUAUGUGGUUGAUUUAGAUUGUUUUGAAUAAAAUGCUUUUCCUUUUAAUA